Ceratina calcarata is the source of this 1158-nucleotide messenger RNA. RefSeq names its product meiotic W68 (gene mei-W68). Gene Ontology annotation, biological process: meiotic DNA double-strand break formation; meiotic DNA double-strand break processing; reciprocal meiotic recombination. Gene Ontology annotation, molecular function: DNA binding; DNA topoisomerase type II (double strand cut, ATP-hydrolyzing) activity; ATP binding. Gene Ontology annotation, cellular component: nuclear chromosome. Bases 1 to 1158 code for a protein of 385 amino acids. The record is from RefSeq and is a predicted model, not a curated record. NCBI's taxonomy places the organism in Eukaryota, Metazoa, Arthropoda, Insecta, Hymenoptera, Apidae. The transcript has 4 exons.
AUGAAUAGAAAUAUUGCAAGAAGAUUAAGAAUUGCCAGCAGUGAAACAGAUGUGGAAGAACAGACAAUCGAUAUACCUGUAGUAAAUAAUACAGAAGCGAGACAGCAAUUAAUAACUAGUAUGGAAAACGUAGCUCUAGACAUAAUUCAACAAAUAUGUAAUGGUUGUCUACCACAAGUUUCAUAUGUCUCAUCAGAAGAUUUAGUGAAUACGGAAAAUGUUGAAUCAUUUUUUGACGAAUCUAAUCAAGAACCCGAAUAUGCGUCAGUCACGACCCUGACGAGCUUCGCUAACAGAGGAAGUAGAGACAAGUUUACUUUGAUGAUGGUCGUGAUGGCCGCGGCGCAUCGUUUGUUAAUUACGAAUUGUACGAAAACUAGACGUUCUCUUUAUUACGAUUUGAAGAACGAGAAGACUGGUCACUUAGUGCCAGAUCAGAGGAAGUUGGAUCAGACAGUGAAAUGCGUUGCCAAUUUAAUGAAUUGCGCCCCAUGGGAACUUAAUUUAUUGUCAACGAUGAAAGGAUUAGCGGCCGGUGAAUUAAAGCUCACGAUGAAUGACAAUAAGAUCGUCGAUUGCACAGUGCCGGGAGGUGCGCUCAUUCCUCUUAUGUCAAACAUAAUUUCCGUCCGCGCCAGGGCGAAACUAGUGUUGGUCGUCGAGAAGGAUACUGUCUUUCAGAAAUUGUUAGAGGAUGGUUGUACCUCCGUCUUGAAAUGUGUCCUUGUUACGGGAAAGGGCUAUCCGGACGUGGCCACGAGAAUGUUCGUCAAGUUUCUGUCCGAGAGACUGAAGCUUCCAGUUUAUAUAAUUGUGGACGCGGAUCCUUUCGGAGUGGAAAUCAUGUGUGUCUAUCGUUUCGGCUCGACUGGCUUGUCCAGAGAGCGAGAGAGCUUGGUCUGUCCGAACGCUCGGUGGCUAGGAAUACAUCCGUCGGAACUUCUCGCACUGGGAGUGAAUACUGUUCCAUUAACGGCAAUUGAUUUAUCGAGAUUAACAUCUCUCGAAGGAAAGCCUUAUAUGACUAAUGCGAUCCUCAAGGAACUCGAAGUUAUGCGAAAUGGAAAAGCUGAGAUAGAGAACCUGUCCCCGUCCUCUAGAAAAUUUCUGGUCGCCACUUACCUGACUUGCAAGAUCAAAGGAGAUGAUUGUAUUUAA